CAAAAUCUUAUAGAAAGGUGUCUUCAGCUUUACAUGAGCCAGAGAGAAAGUCGUGAAUACUCUCUUACUCCAGGCAAAAAUCGAGACUGGUUUCACUGAACUUGUGUGGCAAAAACUUGAAGCAGAAAAUCCAAAAUUUUUCAAGGCAUAUUAUCUUAGGUUGAUUGCAAAGGACCAGAUAUUGCGAUUUAAUCAAUUACUUGAUAGACAGAUUCAGUUAAUGCGCCAGUUGUAUCCAACAGCUGUUGCUCCCAUUCCUUUGUCCGAUGGAUCUCAGAAUUAUGCAAUGCAUAACAAUUCAGCAUAUCAUACCCCAGAAUUUAGUGGAACUUCUUUGAAGAUGGAAAAUAUUCACCAACAAAUUAGUACCAUACCUAAUGCAUACACUAUUGGUGCUUCUUCAAUUCAGCCAACCUUACCUAGUGCAUACACUAAUGGCGAAUCUUCGCUUCCAUCGAGCAUGCCUGUUGCAAUCAAUAUGGCGGGUCAUGGUGGAAGGAUUGAUAUAUCACCGAACAUGCCAUUGUGUCAGAGCUCUAAUCCAGAUAUUAUACAAGGAGCGAUGAAAUCAGUAGCUAGCCAUGCAGAUGAUACUCAUUUCAUGUUUGUUGUGGACAGAAAUCUUCAGCAUCCAAAUACGACAAUAGGAGAUGCAUCAGUUUCACGUUUUGCUGGCAUCGAGUCUAAUUCACAGGCAUCGAACAAGAGUUUCCUGGAUCAUGACAUGAAUUCAUUUGGAUUCUUGGGACAGAUAUCCCCAAACUUCAGUUUUUCAGACUUGACAGCUGACUUUUCUAAUAAUACUGAUAUAUUAAGCUAUUCCAAGUCUCCCAUCCUUGGAAUGAAUGCGAACUUUGUGGAUUGUCGUAUUAGGGGAGAACAAGGUAAGGUUUUUGGCACCUGA
Molecule: messenger RNA, 904 nt
Organism: Olea europaea var. sylvestris
Lineage: Eukaryota; Viridiplantae; Streptophyta; Magnoliopsida; Lamiales; Oleaceae
Exons: 4
Coding region: 221-904 (227 amino acids)
Source: RefSeq, a predicted model, not a curated record